Molecule: messenger RNA, 8857 nt
Organism: Octodon degus (degu)
Lineage: Eukaryota; Metazoa; Chordata; Mammalia; Rodentia; Octodontidae
Gene: Myo15b
Product: myosin XVB
Exons: 64
Coding region: 1-8838 (2945 amino acids)
Cellular component (GO): myosin complex; cytoskeleton
Molecular function (GO): protein binding; ATP binding; cytoskeletal motor activity
Source: RefSeq, a predicted model, not a curated record
AUGGGGGGGAGCAAGGACAAGGAGCCCCGGCAGCGCAGGGCAAGAUCCGGGAGGCCCAGCUCCGCUGAGCAGGAGUGUGGGUCCGGGGACCGCAGGCCUGGCCCGCGAAAAGCCCGCCAGGAGACACCUGUCACGGAACCAGACACCGACGGGGACAAGGGGACAGCGAGUGGCCGCGGGGAGCCCAUCCCCGAGGGUUUCGGAGGCCGCAGGUCUGGAGCUGGGCGGCCACCACAGGCCCUGGAAAGGCGAGACAGCGCGGGGCGUCGGGGACCCCGGCCCACGAAGGGAUGCGCGCCCGGGGAGGAGGCGUCGGGGUCGGAGAAGGCGGAAGGGGACAGAGCCGCCCGGGAGGGCAGCCGCACGGGCGGGCGCGGGCGCCGCCGGAGAAGAGCACACAGGCGGAGCGCGCCGGCUCCCAAGGCUCGCGGCGAGGACUCCUCCGGCGCCGACGCCGGCAGCUCGUGCCCGGACAGCGAAGCCCGCGCGGCGUCGCAGCCGGGAUGCUCGGACUCGGAAGGGACCACAGCCGGGCCGGAGCCGGGCCCUGAGCGCGGUGAGCGCCGGCGCAAAGUCGAGGCCCCCGCCGGGGAGUCGGGGACCGGGACUGAGGGGGCGAGCGCGGAUUCCGGCUCCGGGACGCUCGCGGGCCGGGGCGCCACCGAGGACAGCCGCAGCCCGGUCCCCGGCGCCCACGAGGCGGCGCUGCUAGGGAAAGACGCGGCCUCCCGAGCCCUCGAUUCGGGGUCGCAGCCAAUAAUUGGGGCUGAAAAGGCGGAAGCCGCGCCUGCCGGCGUCCAGCACCCGCACGUCGGAAAGGUGGUGGGGGCGAGGGCUGACGGGGGCCGGGCGGGGAUCGGGAAGGGAGAAGGGCCGGGGGACGCAGAGCCGGGGGACCCGGCGCCGCUGGCCGCCCUCGUGGUGCUCCGCAGCGUCCGCGCCAGACCCGAGUCAGGCCCCUCUUCCCAGGCCGCGCGUUCCAGCCGCGCAGGGCUCAAGGUGCGGCUCCUUCGUGUGGUGCAAGCCCUGGGUCUCCUGCGCUGGCUGCGGCGCCGGCAGCAGCAGCCUUGGGGCGCGGAGCGGGGCCCGGGGAGGGAGGAGGAGGGAGGACGCAGCCCGGGUGGUUUGUGGCGCCGUCUGGCACUGCGCCUGGCAGUCUCAGCCCGGUUUGGGGAGCGGUUAAGGGCGCCCUCCCGCGGUGGCUCGUGCUCUCCGCAGUCCCGCGACAUCCCGGAGCCCGACGACCCUGCAGAGAACAAGGACCCGACUUCAGAUCCCAAGUUCGCGGUCGUGUUCCCCAGGAUCCACAGGGCAGGCAGGGCGUCGAGCAGCGGGAGCUCAGGAGAAGCAUCCUCGGACGCCCCCAGCGUGGAAGGCCGUGUGUGGCCUCGUGCAGGGGCUGGGGGGGACACUGAGGGAGGCAGGGCGAGUGGGGAGGGGGCCAUCCGGUCCCGCCGCGCCUCUUUGGGCUCCUUGACCCCACCCAACGAAACCCUAUUAGAGAACGGCUCCAGCAGUGAAGCUGAGCAGGAGACCUCGGAGUCCGCGACCCCCGGACACUGGGCGCUGGGUCCAGGGCCCUGUGAGGACCCUGGGUCAGGCACUGAGACGCUGCUGCCCCGACUGACCCUGGAGACCCGCCUGCAGCGCCAGAGAAGCUCCAGCGGGUCCCCCAGAGGGCGGUGGGAGCCUGAGGAUGAGACCGAGGCAGCACUGGAGAGGGAGCUGGAGCGGAGCCUUGGGCCUGACCUGGAUGCGCUGCCCUUCCUGGGAGCUGGGGAGGAGGACAAGGGCCUAGGAGAAGGCCUAGAGGACACUGAGGACCUGGCCCGGCUGCGGCUGGUGUGUGACAGCUCGGUGUUGUUGUGCCUCAAGAAGAGGUUUCACCUCGGCCGCAUCUAUACAUUUGGGGGGCCCCUUCUGCUCACUCUGAAUCCCUACAAGACCCUGCCUCUCUUCUCACCUGAAGUCUCAGCCAGCUACCACCCGGGAAAGGUCCCCAACACCACCCCACAUAUCUUUGCCAUUGUGGCAGCAGCCCACAGCCUGUCUCAAAGCCCAGGCCAGGACCCCUGCAUCCUCCUUGGUGGCCUUCACCCAGCCCUAGCUCUUCCCUCCUGCAGGGGGCGCAGCGGCUCAGGGAAAACGGAAGCCACCAAGAAGAUCUUACAGUUUCUCAGCAGCAUGGGACAGGGGCAGAGAGAGGAAAGAAGGUGCCAGUUGAAUGACCUGCUGCCAGUGCUCAGUAGCUUUGGCCACGCCAAGACCAUCCUCAAUGCCAGCGCCAGCCGUUUUGGCCAGGUCUGGUGCCUCUAUCUGCAGCAUGGAGUCAUCACAGGAGCCUCUGUGUCACAUUAUCUGCUCGAGACUUUCAGAGUGGUGUUUCAGGGCCAUGCCUGCAGGCUUCGGGGCAAGGAGGAUGCCCAGGAUUUUGCAGGGCUACUGAGGGCUCUGCAGGUCUUGGGCUUAUCCCCUGAAGAGUUGACCGCAGUCUGGGCCUUGCUGGCCGCUGUCCUGCAGCUGGGCAACAUCUGCUUCUCUUCUUCAGAGAGGGAGUCCCAGGAGGUGGCAGCAGCGUCCAGCUGGGCUGAGAUCCAUAGAGCAGCUUGGCUGCUUCGGGUGCCACCAGAGCACCUGGAGGGGGCUGUCACCCGGAGGGUCAUGGAGACACCCUAUGGCCGGGUCUCGAGAUCCCUGCCCGUGGAAAGCGCCAUUGAUGCCAGGGAUGCUCUGGCCAAGGCCCUGUACUCUCGGCUCUUCACCUGGCUCCUAAGGAGGAUCAAUGCCCGGCUGGCACCCCCUGGGGAGGGAGGCAACAAGGGCACCAUCACUGUCGUGGACACCUAUGGCUUUGAGGCGCUGCGGGUGAACAGUCUGGAGCAACUGUGCAACAACCUGGCCAGCGAGCGCCUGCAGCUCUUCUCCAGCCAGACGCUGCGGGCCCAGGAGGAGGAGGAGUGUCGGCGGGAGCUGCUGCCCUGGGCGCCCAUCCCACAGCCUCCGUGGGAGUCCUGCCUGGACCUUCUGGUGGACCAACCCCACAGCCUCCUGAAUAUCCUGAAUGCCCAGACAUGGCUGUCUCAGGCCACAGACCACACCUUCCUCCAGAAGUGUCACUAUCACCAUAGUGAUCACCCAAGCUAUGCCAAACCCCAACUGCCCCUGCCCAUCUUCACUGUGCGACAUUAUGCUGGGACUGUCACCUACCAGGUUCACAAGUUCUUAAACCGGAACCGAGACCACCUCGACCCUGCCGUGGCGGAGAUGCUCUCCCAGAGCCAGCUGCAGCUUGUGAGCAGCCUGUUCCAGCAAGAAGAGCUCCAGCAAGACAAACCCACGCUGGCAUCCCGCUUCCUGCAGUCCCUGGAGGACCUCCUAGCAAGGCUGGGCAGGAGUCACGUUUAUUUUAUCCAGUGCCUCAACCCCAACCCUGGAAAGAUCCCAGACCUUUUUGAUGUGGAACAUGUGGCAGAGCAGCUGCACCAGGCUGGCAUCCUGGAGGCCGUAGGCAUCCGCAAUGCCCACUUCCCUGUGCGCAUUCCCUUCGGGGCCUUCCUGGCCAGGUUCCGGGCUCUGGGCACAGAGAGACAAGGCAGCUGCUCUGACCGGGAGAGGUGUGGAGCCAUCCUCAGCAGUGUGCUGGGGGCUGACUCUCCACUUUGCCACCUUGGAACCACCCAGGUCCUCUUACAGGAGCAGGGCUGGCAGCAGCUGGAGCGACUCUGGGCCCAGCGGCGAUCCCAGGCCUUGCUCACCCUGCGUCGAGGCCUCCACGCCUGCAUCUCCCGUCAGCGCCUCCGCCUCCUGCCCCGGCUGCAAGCUCGAGUGCGUGGGCUCCAGGCCAGGAAGCGAUACCUCCGGCGGCGGGCAGCUCUGGCACAGCUGAACACCGCACUCCUGGUGGCCCGGCCCCUGCUCCAGAGGCGGCAGAGGCUGAAGGCUGGGGGCAGCCAGGGGUGGACUACAAGCCAGGCAGCUGCCCCUUUGCGGAGAGCGCCAAGCAUGGAGCUAGAGCGCUUGGAGAUCCCAGCUGAGCUGGCAGCCAUGCUGAGGGUGGCAGAAGGCCAGCAGGAUACCCUGGCGGGAAUCAUCACGGAGACUCUUCCUCCUGAGGUUCCCGCCCGGCCCAGCCUGACCCUCCCACCGGAUAUCGACCUGUUUCCCUUCUCCAGCUUCAUCUCUACCAGCUUUCAGGAGCCAUCCCUUCCCAGCCCAGGGUUGCCUCUGGCCAAGCCACUGACACAGCUGAAAGGAGAAAACCCUCAGCAUGCCUUGGACAUCAACAAGGUGAUGCUGCGGCUCCUGGGGCAAGGAUCCCUGCAGCCCUGGCAAGAGCAGACCAUGGGCACUUACCUGGUGCAGCAGGGGCAGCGCCGGCCGGGACUGCGGGACGAGCUCUUCAGCCAGCUUGUGGCCCAGCUCUGGCACAACCCAGAUGAGCUGCAGAGCCAGCGAGGCUGGGCCCUCAUGGCCAUCCUGCUCAGCGCCUUCCCUCCAACACCCACCCUGCAGAAGCCGCUGCUCAAAUUUGUGUCUGACCAGGCCCCCCAGGGCAUGGCGGCACUGUGCCAGCACAAGCUGCUAGGGGCCCUGGAGCAGACCCCACUGGCCCCAGGGUUUGCCCGGGCCCACCCGCCGACACAGCUCGAGUGGAAGGCCGGAUGGCGGCGGGGCCGAAUGGCAUUAGAUGUUUUUACCUUCAACGAGGAGUGCUACUCAGCUGAGGUAGAAUCCUGGACCACGGGGGAGCAGCUUGCCGGGUGGAUCCUACAGAGCAGAGGCCUGGAGGUGCCCCCUCAUGGCUGGUCCGUGUCACUGCACUCUGGCGAUGCUUGGCAAGACUUGGCUGGUUGUGACUUUGUGCUGGACCUGAUCGGCCAGACUGAGGAUCCGGGGGACCCGACUGCUCCACGCAGCUACCCCAUCACCCCUCUUGGCUUAGCCAAGGACAUCCCACCUGCCCCUGGUGUCCGGGCACCCUCUUUGCCCCCAGGCCUUCUUCUGGGUCCAGCCCCAACACGGUCCAGCGGAGGCCACAGAGGGGAGUCCCAGACGUCAGGGAGUCUGGAUGGCUUCCUGGACCACCUCUUUGAGCCCGUUCUUACCCCUGGCUUCAGUGAUCUGGAACAAGGCUGGGCAUUGAGCAGCCACAUGAAAGGAGGAGGCUCCAUUGGGCCUGGGCAGCAGGCCUACCCCAUGGUAUACCCAGGGAUGAUGCAGAUGUCUGGAUACCAGCCAGCUAUGAUCCCUGCACCCAUGCCCAUGAUGCCGGCGAUGGGCACAGUCCCUGCCAUGCCAGCCAUGGUGGUACCACCACAGCCACAGCCCCUGCUUCCCAGCCUGAACACCAGGGAGCUGGCAGUGCAGCAGCAGAACUUCAUUAACCAACAAGCACUACUUCUGGCUCAGCAGAUGACCAAUCAGGCCAUGAGCCUGUCCCUAGAGCAGCAGACUCAGCAACGCCAGCGCCAAGCCCUGGCCUCCGCAGCUGCCUCCUCAGCACCACCCCCAGCUGUCACUGCCAAGCCCACGAAGUCCCCUGCCCCCCAGAAGGAGCCAGAGUAUGUCUUGGAAUCACCUGGUGCCUGCUCAAGGGAGACCUCGGAGUGGGCUGAAGACAAGACUUGGCACCCCAAGAGCUUCCAGCAGAAAAGGGACUACUUCCAGAAGAUGGGGCAGCAGCAGAUCAAGGUGAAGACGGUGAAGCCUCCAGGCAAGGUCCAGAUCCCUGCCGGGGAGGAGACUGAGGAGGAAGAGGAGGAAACCAGCGAAGUGCUGGCCCCUCCUCCUCCUCCUCUUCCUCCUCCUCCCGUUCUGAAGAAGCCAUUGGAACAAAGUGAAACCAAAGCAGCAACAAAGGUGGAGGCUGAGCCAGCUGAAGAGGCCAGGCCCGUCCAGGGCAAGAGGCCUGCAGUGAGCAGCUCAGGCCCCACAGCCCGGUCAGAGCCUAGCAGGGAAAUUGGAAACAUCAUCCGCAUGUACCAGAGCCGCCCGGGACCCAUACCUAUGCCUGUGCAGCCUAUCAGGCCUCACAGAAGUUUUCUUAAGAAAAAUGACCCCAAGGACGAGGCUCUAGCCAAGCUGGGAAUCAAUGGUGCCCACUCACCCCCAUCGACACUGGCCUCCAGCUUGGGGAAGGGCCCUCCACCAGCUGUGGCUCCUCGACCCAAGUCCAGGCCACGACAUGAGCCUUCCCUUUCCAUCAGGGAAAAGCAGGGGCCCCUCCGGGACCUGUUUGGCCCAAUCCCAUCCACUACCCAAGCACCCCCACCCCCACCAGCACCACCACUGCCUCUGCCUCUGCCUGAGGAACCCCAGACCUCUUCAGCAGAGCCUUGUGCUUUGGCAAGGCCCAUGGAGGACCAGGGAGUCUCCACCCAGCUACUCCUGCCCUCUGGCAGUGUGUGCUUCUCCUACACCAAUGUACCGUGGAAGUUGUUUCUGCGAAAGGAGGUGUUCUACCCCAGGGAGAACUUCAGCCAUCCUUACUCCCUCAGGCUUAUCUGUGAACAGAUCCUGCGAGACACCUUUGCUGAGUCCUGCAUUCGAAUCUCCCAGGAGGAGCGGCACAAAAUGAAAGACCUGCUGGGAGACUUGGGGAUAGGCCUGGACUCCCUUGCUACCACUGAAGAUGUGGUUAAGAAGCGCAUCGUUGUGGCCGCUCGGAACAACUGGGCCAAUUAUUUCUCUCGUAUCUUUCCUGUUUCGGGUGAGAAUGGUAGCGAUGUGCAGCUGCUGGGUGUGUCCCACCGGGGGCUGAGACUCCUCAGCAUGAGCCAGGGCCCCAGCUUCCACCUCGACCAACUGAAGACACUCUGCUCUUACAGCUUUUCCGAAGUGCUGGGUGUGGAGUGCCCGAGUGGCUCCACCCUGGAGCUGCUGUUGAAGGGUGAGCGGCUGGUACUGUACACAGCCCGGGCGAGGGCCAUCAAGGCCAUGGUGGAGCAGUUCCUGAGUGAGCUGAGAAAGGAUUCUGGCUAUGUCAUCGCCCUCCGAAGCUACAUCACCAAUGACCACAGCCUCCUCAGCUUUCAUUGUGGGGAGCUAAUCAAGCUGUUGCCAGUAGCCACCCUAGAGCCAGGCUGGUAUUUUGGUUCUGCUGGAGGCCGAUCAGGACUCUUUCCUGCUGACAUGGUGCAACCGGCUGCUGCUCCUGAUUACUCCUUCUCAUCAGAGAAGAAGAGCAGCUGGCAGCGCAAGAGUCAGCCACAGCUGGCAGGGCCAGGGCCAGCUCAGUGGGAUAAAGUCCUGGAGAGUCCCACCCACUCCCAGAGCCAGGCACCCAGUGACGACUCAGAGGCCACCAGUCUACAUUCCUCCAUGGUCUACACCUCUCUGUCCACUGAUUCCCACAACUACACCAUGCAAGAAUUUGCACUACACUACUUCCGGAAACCUCUCACAUUGCUACCCCUGACAGGUGGAGGUGCCAAAGCAAAGGCCAUGGCCAGCCUAGUACAGUACAGCCAGGUUCCCAUCCAGGAAUCACUCAUCUACCUCAGUGAUGAGAACACAAGCAAGCAGGCUGCGGCGGGAUUUGAGGCAUUAAUGCAGUUCAUGGGGGACCAGUCUAAGCCCCGUGGCAAGGACGAGAUGGAUCUGUUGUACGAACUGCUGAGGCUGUGCCAGGAAGAGGACCUUAGGGACGAAAUGUACUGCCAGGUCAUCAAGCAGGUCACAGGACACCCCAAGUCAGAACACUGUACCCGGGGAUGGAGCCUUCUCAGCCUCUUCACAGGAUUCUUCCCCCCAUCUACCAUACUGAUGCCAUAUGUGACCAAGUUCCUACAGGAUUCGGGCCCUAGCCAAGAGCUGGUCCGGAAAAGCCAGCAGCACCUCCAGCACACAGUCAAAUAUGGGGGGCGCCAACGACUGCCCCACCCAGGCGAAAUGCGCGCUUUUCUGAAUGGAAAAACAGUCCGCCUGCUUGUGAUUCACCUUCCUGGGGGUGUGGACUACAAGACAAACGUGCGGACCUUCACGGUGGCAGGAGAAGUGCUGGAGGAGAUGUGUGGUCAGAUGGGCAUCACAGACCCGCAGGAAGUACAGGAGUUUGCCCUCUUCCUCAUCAAAGGAGAAGGUGAGCUGGUUCGGCCCCUGUGGCCCCAUGAAUACCUCAACAGUGUGGUGAUGGACGAGAACAUAAGCUUGCACAGCCGGCGCCUUAGCUGGGAGACCCCACUGCACUUUGAUCACCCCAUCUACAUUGGCACCCACUAUGGCCAGGUGCUGCGGGACUACCUACAGGGGAAGCUGAUGGGCCAUGCACACACAGAUACACAGCUUGCCCAGCUGGCUGCCCUCCAGCACCUUGGCAGGGCCAGCAAGAGCCCCCCCUCAGGGCAAGACCUGCUGGAUUAUAUACCAAAGACACUGCAAUGGCAGGUGAACAUGGACAUCAUAAAGAGUUUGAUGGGCCAGGAGCUGAAGCAGCUGCAAGGAUACAGCUCCCAAGAUGCACAAAUCAGCUUUAUUGAAGCCACAAAGCAGCUGCCCCUCUUUGGCUAUACCGUGUAUGUGGUGCCACGAGUGAGCAAGCUGGUGCUUCCUGGACCUACCCUCUUGGGGCUCAAUCGCCAGAACCUUGUUCUCAUGGACCCCACUUCCCAGAAAAUGUGCUGCUGCAUAGCCUUGAAGGACCUUCAGAGGCUCCACCUGCUCAGCCCACUGGAGCCCGAUGGGGCCCCUGGCCUAGAGCUCAACUAUGGCUCAGUUGACAGUCCACAGACCAUCUGGAUGGAGCUGCCACAGGCCCAGGAACUAUACUACACCAUCACCUUCUUGAAGGAUGGCAGCGCAUCUUCAACUCAGUGGUCCCAGUGGCCCAGCCUCAGUUGAAGGCCAAGAGAUCUCCCUA